Messenger RNA from Ostreobium quekettii, 483 nucleotides. The record is from the annotation of a GenBank genome assembly. Lineage: Eukaryota; Viridiplantae; Chlorophyta; Ulvophyceae; Bryopsidales; Ostreobiaceae.
AUGGGCGGCGCCGGUCUGGGGUUCUUCCGACGGGGACUCUUGAAAGCAGCGCACUCGGUGAUGUGCAUACGGAUAGGAGCUGGGCUGAAGCUGGUGCACGUGAUGCUGAUCAUCACGGGGGCAUGUCUCGUUGCCACCACCACAGAGAUGCUCCAGCCCAGGCAGCCCAUAACUGAGAUGCUGACCCCAAACCAGAAGAUGCAGAUUUACGGGCUCAAAUGGAGGCAAGAGCGCAACUUCUGGAUCUCAACUUUGAGCUUCUUGAUGUGGUGGCUGCUCAACUGCUUCUAUCAGGUUGCAUACCAGAAGCUUGUUCUGGAGGACGAGAACGUGAAGCUGAAGACGGACCUGUCUGACAGCAACAAGAGGCUGAACGACCUCCGAGGCAGCAUCGAGAAGCCUCAGCCAAGUGCACCUGUGGCCGAAACGGUCCACGAGCCAGAAGAGACUCAAGAACCUGAGGAACCCAAGAAGGAUAAGUAG